Messenger RNA from Suillus paluster, 171 nucleotides. RefSeq names its product actin-related protein 2/3 complex subunit 4. The annotation marks the transcript as partial. Lineage: Eukaryota; Fungi; Basidiomycota; Agaricomycetes; Boletales; Suillaceae. Gene Ontology annotation, cellular component: Arp2/3 protein complex; actin cytoskeleton. Gene Ontology annotation, biological process: Arp2/3 complex-mediated actin nucleation; actin filament polymerization. Gene Ontology annotation, molecular function: actin filament binding. The transcript has 2 exons. The record is from RefSeq and is a predicted model, not a curated record.
CAGGGAUAUGACAUAUCGUUCCUUAUUACGAACGUCCAUUCAGAGACCAUGUUGAAACACAAGGUCGUCGAUUUCAUCAUUCAAUUUAAAGUAGUAGACAGGGAAAUAAGUGAGAUGAAGCUUAGUAGCCUCAAUGUACGCGCGCGCACGGUAGCCGAAUUGUAUCUUACC